GUAUGGAAAUGAGGUUGUUUUCAUUGAUGACGUGAUUAAACUUGGUGAAACUCAGGAUGAUGCAAUUGCAAAUGAAAUCAGGGUAGACAACCUUGUCACGUCACGUGUUCCACGCCACGCAAUAGAUCAAGCCCACGUGUCCACCUUGCUAAGGGCAAAACCUUAA
Sphenostylis stenocarpa is the source of this 166-nucleotide messenger RNA. The record is from the annotation of a GenBank genome assembly. Lineage: Eukaryota; Viridiplantae; Streptophyta; Magnoliopsida; Fabales; Fabaceae.